AGAGAAUGGGCGGGGUUAGAAUGCUGUGCAGUUAGACUGAGCGUACCGUGUGUGUGUGUGUGUGAUUGUAUGGUAAAAUCUCAGAGACCGCAGGAGAGAGGAGAGGCAAGGUAAUCAUGGGGAACGUUUUGGCAGCAAGUUCUCCGUCUCCCCCUCCCGCAGCGUCCUCUCCAAGUCCAGGUUUAAUAAAUGUUCCACCUGGCUUUACAAUGCCUCCUGUGAGCGGGCUGGCGUCAACUGAAGAGAAGAAGGAAGCACAGGAGGAUAAGCUACCUAACCCUGGUACAUUUGAGCAAUGUCAUCGCAAGUGUAAAGAAUUAUUCCCCAUUCAGAUGGAAGGCGUGAAACUUACUGUAAACAAAGGACUCAGCAACUACUUCCAAGUAAACCACACGGUGUCUCUCAGUACUGUCGGAGAUUCCAAUUAUCACUUUGGGGCCACGUAUGUAGGAACAAAGCAAGUGAGCCCAUCAGAGGCAUUUCCAGUUUUAGUUGGAGACAUAGACAACAGUGGCAGCCUCAACGCACAGAUAAUCCAUCAGCUUACCCAACAAAUUUCAUCAAAAAUUGCUUUACAGACACAGCAGUCAAAGUUUGUAAAUUGGCAGGUAGACUCAGAAUACAAAGGAGAGGAUUUCACAGCUGCUGUCACAGUAGGAAACCCUGACAUAUUAGUUGGAUCAGCUAUCUUAGUUGCUCAUUAUCUUCAGAGCAUUACUCCAAAUCUAGCAUUAGGAGGAGAAUUGGUGUACCACAGGCGUCCUGGGGAGGAAGGAACAUUAAUGUCCUUGGCUGGCAGAUACUCAGCACCGAAUUGGGUAGCAACUUUAACUUUAGGACAAUCGGGAGCACAUGCAACGUAUUACCAUAAAGCCAACGAACAGCUUCAGGUUGGAGUGGAGUUUGAAGCAAGCACUCGCAUGCAGGAUACUAGUGUUUCCUUUGCUUAUCAGUUGGAUAUUCCCAAGGCAAACCUGCUAUUUAAAGGUUCUUUUGAUAGUAACUGGAUAGUUGGAGCCACCUUAGAGAAGAAGCUGCCACCCCUCCCUCUAACACUGGCGUUGGGAGCCUUCCUUAACCAUAAGAAAAACAAAUUCCAGUGUGGCUUUGGCCUGACAAUUGGUUAACAUGAGCCUCCUCUUCAGAUCUUGUGGUCUCCCGUCCCCAUCCAGACAUGUGGCCUCUUCCUCUGCUUGCUGACCCCCUCCUCCUCCUGAUUUCCUUACUGACACUUCCUCCCCUGACUCCUGCCAGGCACACAUUUUAAAGAUUUUUCUUUUUUAUCUUUUAGGGGUAAGGAGGCAGUGAAGGAAUGAUCUAAAUUAUGAAUUUUUUAUGUACGUCCCUGGGCUGGAGGGGAAACUGCCUUUAUCCUCUUUUUCUCCUCGGUCUGUGUUAAUUUGGCACCAUGUUUCUAUUUCUUUUCUACUAUUGUUUCUUUUGUUGUGCCUGUCUUUCUGUGUUUCCAUGGUCUUCUGUGUUUCACAAGUGGUUUUGUUUCCUCCCUCCUGUCUGCAGUCUUUUGUUUGGGAGCAGCUCCAUGUCAUUUGUUUCCCAGUGCUCCCUUUCUUCUCUUAAUGCUCCUUCCAUUAUGGCCUGUUUGGGCUAGGGAAUUGCCAAUCUGGUGAGGUCGUUUGAGAACUACCCAAGCCCUGUGUCCUCAGUGACCAUGUUCUGCUGUCUGAGGGAGAGGAGGGUUAGUCCUUCUGCUGCCUUUGCCCCUCCUUAGCAGCAUGGAUGUAAAUCAUGUUUAUAAGUUAUACAAACACUGAUCUUUUACAUAAAACCGAAGUGAAGCCCAAAGCAGAGUCAUAGCUGGGCACAUUCAGCAUCAAUAAAAUGACUUCUGCAAAUGGC
This is a messenger RNA of Pelobates fuscus (common spadefoot toad), 1857 nucleotides long. It is a transcript of the gene TOMM40, whose product is annotated as translocase of outer mitochondrial membrane 40. Gene Ontology annotation, cellular component: mitochondrial outer membrane translocase complex; mitochondrial outer membrane. The coding region runs from base 117 to 1127 and encodes 336 amino acids. Gene Ontology annotation, biological process: protein import into mitochondrial matrix. The transcript is spliced from 10 exons. Gene Ontology annotation, molecular function: transmembrane protein transporter activity. Lineage: Eukaryota; Metazoa; Chordata; Amphibia; Anura; Pelobatidae. The record is from RefSeq and is a predicted model, not a curated record.